AUGCAAGAAAUUGACACUGAUGUGCUUGUCAUCGGCGCCGGUGUAGCUGGCCUCUCGUUGACGGCGCUGCUGGCUGCACAGGGUGUACGCGUCUUCGCGAUUGCAAAGCACAAUGGCACAGCCCCAGCCCCUCGGGCCCAUGUCACGAACCAGAGGACCAUGGAGGUCUUUCGAGACAUGGGCAUCGAGCAUCGUGUGAAGGCUGUGGGAACCGCAAUGGUGGACACGGGCAGCCUGGUCAUGGCCACCAGCCUGACUGGAAAGGAGAUUAUGCGCUACAGCUGCUAUGGCGGCGGCGAUGAGCAACUCACCGACUUUGCCAAGGCUAGUCCAUCCCAGAUGUUGAACGUCUCGCAGCACCUCCUCGAGCCAGUUCUCUUGAUUCAAGCGCGAGAGAAGGGUGCCGAUGUGCGCUUCUACCACGAGCUGGUAGGCAUUGAGCAGACAAGCGAGGGCGUUGUAGCUCGAGUGCGCGAGCGGACAAGCCAGGCCGAGUAUACAGUCCGCGCUCAGUACGCUGUUGGCGCUGACGGGGCCCGCUCGACUGUGGCCGAGAAAGUUGGCUUUGGGUUCCAGGGCGAGCCUGGGCUUAUGUCGAUGAUGAGUUCCUGGCUAGAGAUGGAUCUUAGCCACUACGUCGCCCACCGCCCGGCCUGCAUCUACUGGAUGCUACAGCCAGGAGACGAGUACUGGGUUGGUUCAGGAACGUGUGUGGUUAUGAAGCCGUGGAAUGAGUGGGUGGUGAAUCGACAGUACAACGCGGCGGAUGGGGAGCCUGAGAAUACCGAUGAAGCCGUCAUUGCGCAUGCUCGCAACGCACUCGGUUUACCUGACUCGCUGCCCGUUCGUGUGAAACACAAAGCCAAGUGGCAAGUCAACCACGUUAUAGCAACCGAGUACCGAAGGGGGCGCAUCUUUCUCGCAGGUGAUGCAGCCCAUCGCCACCCACCCGCUAGCGGACUAGGAAGCAAUACUUGUGUGCAGGAUGCGUACAACCUGGCCUGGAAGCUGGCUAUGGUUGUGAAGGGCCAAGCUGGCGAGAGUCUUCUUGACAGUUACAAUCAGGAGAGACAGCCCGUUGGCAAGCAGGUGGUGGACCACGCCAUCCAGACUCUCCACGACAUGGCGGCGCUCCCCAAGGCCCUGGGAUUCCAGCGAGGACAGUCGCGGGAAGCCGGCUUUGCCUCGCUGGAGGACCUCUUUUCCGAUGCAGAUGGCGCAGCUGAGCGCCGUGAAUUUCUGGAGGAGCAAGUCAAGCUGGGGAACCGACGCUCGAAUGCACUUGGUGUGCAGUUAGGCCAUCGCUACACAAACUCGUCUGCAGUUAUUGACGACGGGAGCCCAUUUCCAACUCGUCAGCGCGAUCCCGUUCUCUACUACGAGGCGACGACGCAUCCGGGUGCCUAUAUGCCGCAUGCAUGGGUGGAGUAUAAACGAGCUCGCAUAUCGACACUGGAUAUAUUCAAGCAUGGGCGCUUCGGUCUCGUCGUCGGCAUCGGCGGCAAACCGUGGGAAGAAGCCGCUGCCACGAUCAGACAGGAGCUGGGCAUUGAAUUGGACGUCCACUUUGUCGGCUACCGCUGCACUUACGACGACGUGCUGGGAGAAUGGAGCAGCCGACGUGAGAUUGGUGAUCGCGGUGCCAUCCUCGUUCGGCCUGACCGUCACAUUGCCUGGCGGUCCGCGGACCGUCCUCCGAACCCGGGUGCAGCUUUGCUAUCAGCCUUACGGCAGAUUCUCGAAAUUGGCUCCAAGUAA
Messenger RNA from Ilyonectria robusta, 1758 nucleotides. Its product is annotated as FAD binding domain-containing protein. The transcript has a single exon. The record is from RefSeq and is a predicted model, not a curated record. Gene Ontology annotation, molecular function: FAD binding. Bases 1 to 1758 code for a protein of 585 amino acids. Lineage: Eukaryota; Fungi; Ascomycota; Sordariomycetes; Hypocreales; Nectriaceae.